Messenger RNA from Adineta ricciae, 633 nucleotides. Lineage: Eukaryota; Metazoa; Rotifera; Eurotatoria; Adinetida; Adinetidae. The record is from the annotation of a GenBank genome assembly.
AUGGCAAACAGUACCCUCAAAUUAUAUUAUUUUAAUCUACAAGCUCGCGCUGAGCUUAUUCGUUUGAUAUUUGCUGCUGCGGGUCGACCAUGGAAUGAUGUUCGUUUUGAAAAUAAGGAAUGGCCUCAAUACAAACCCAAAAUGAUACUUGGUCAAUGUCCCGUACUUGAACUACCCGAUGGAACUCAAAUACCACAAUCGUUAACUAUUUCUCGUUAUGUUGCACGCGAGAAUGGUUUGGCUGGUAAAGAUAAUCUUGAAUCAGCUAAGAUCGAUGCUGUUGCUGAUACUCAACGCGAUUUGAACGAUGUAUUUCACAGUAAGAUCUUGUUCGAGAAAGACCAGAAGAAAAAAACGGAAGAAAUCAAACGAUUUACCGAUGGCGAUUUGUUCAAAUAUGUCAACAGACUAAUGAUCUUGAAGAAAGCCUAUAGUAGAGAUACAAAAUAUUUUGUGGGUAGUAAUUUAUCGUGGGCUGAUUUAUACGUUUAUCUUUCAAUUGAACGAAUUAUUAAAAGUAUGCCAAAUAUGAAAAGUUCAUUGGAUGCUCAUUUUAAACCUACGCUUGAUAUGGUGAACAGCAAUUCCAACAUAAGAAAAUAUCUCAAUGAACGACCAGUAACACCUUUUUAA